Messenger RNA from Emiliania huxleyi CCMP1516, 978 nucleotides. RefSeq lists its product as hypothetical. NCBI's taxonomy places the organism in Eukaryota, Haptophyta, Isochrysidales, Noelaerhabdaceae. Bases 1 to 978 code for a protein of 325 amino acids. The transcript has a single exon. The record is from RefSeq and is a predicted model, not a curated record.
AUGCCCACGGUGGACGGCAGGCUGACUGUCGGUGCCGCUGCGGCCGGCUACAUUCUCUGGAAGGGCUGGAAGAGCCUGGCGGUACCGGCGUGCGUGGAAGGCGAAGGGCUCACGGUCUUCAAGUGGUUCUUCUCGCCGCCCGCUCGCUUGGUGCACGUCACAACGCUGCUGUCCAAGGCGCCGGCCACAUUUCACGAGAUUGACCUCUCGCUGGGGCAGCAGCUGCAGUGGUGGUUUCUGCGCGUCAAUCCCGCGCAUCAGGUCCCGGCGUGCGUGGAGGGCGGACAGUUCAUGGCUGAGUCUCGAGAUCUGGCUCGCCACAUCUUUGAAAAGUAUAACACGGAUCCGGCAAACGACCACUGGUACCCUCGAGAUCCUGCCAGGCGGCGGGCGGUGGACGAGUGGAUGGACUGGUCCAAGCCGCUGCAUCUCUGCAUAGAGUCGCAGGUGGCGCUCCGCCUCGCCGCGACGCCUGGCAUGCCGUGGCGCGAGAACUACGGGAUUGUGCCGGUCCUGGUCGGAUCGUUGCUCGAUCCGCCAGGAGGGAGGGAGUCACUCUUGGCGUCGAAGCUGCGGGAGCAUCUCGACGACGCAGAGAGGAUAAUCAGCAAGCGGUCGAUCGGCGGCGUGGCAGAUCUGAACCUGGGCGACCUAACCACGCUGCAGGAGGUGUGCAUGGCCUUCGAGUGCUUCGAGGGGACAACCGAGAUCAUCCCCUCCUCGACGAGCCUAUGGAAGGAGUACCCGCACCUCGCGCACCUGUACGACGUCUUCCAGGGCGUUCCGGAGUUUACGGCGGUGCACGCGCCGUUCCUGGCCUUUUGCAAGCGGUACCGCCAGGUGCGAGGCCUCAAGGACACGCCACUGACGAGGGCGAGAGGCGUGCUGACCACGAUCUCCUCCUUCCUCCCAUACGCCAUAUGGAACGCGGUUCUCGCCAAGCUCUACCCAUUCGGACCGCGCCAGCGGCAGAGGUAG